Molecule: messenger RNA, 1861 nt
Organism: Gigantopelta aegis
Lineage: Eukaryota; Metazoa; Mollusca; Gastropoda; Neomphalida; Peltospiridae
Product: replication factor C subunit 2-like
Exons: 8
Coding region: 20-1087 (355 amino acids)
Biological process (GO): DNA-templated DNA replication; DNA repair
Cellular component (GO): DNA replication factor C complex; nucleus
Molecular function (GO): DNA binding; DNA clamp loader activity; ATP binding
Source: RefSeq, a predicted model, not a curated record
CGGGAAAUAAAAACUAAAUAUGGCGGACGUUGAGUCGAUGGAUGUUGAUCCUCCGUUGAAAGACAAUACGAGUGUUAAAGAAACAAAACCCACUAGCAGUGGGUCAGGAAACUCAACAUACGAAGCACCAUGGGUUGAGAAGUAUCGUCCAACAAAACUGCGAGAUAUUGUAGGCAAUGAAGAAACUAUCAGUCGGUUGGAGGUGUUUGCACGGGAUGGGAAUGUCCCAAAUGUUAUCAUUGCUGGUCCUCCGGGAACUGGUAAAACAACAAGCAUCUUAUGUUUGUCUCGAGCCUUACUAGGGACAUCAUAUCGUGAUGCCGUCCUCGAGUUGAAUGCUUCCAAUGAUAGAGGCAUUGAUGUUGUGCGGAACAAGAUAAAGAUGUUUGCUCAACAAAAAGUCACACUGCCAAAGGGCAGACACAAGAUUAUUAUUCUGGAUGAAGCAGACAGCAUGACAGAAGGUGCUCAGCAAGCUCUGAGACGAACAAUGGAAAUUUACUCGAAAACAACACGAUUUGCCCUGGCAUGUAACUCUUCUGAAAAAAUUAUUGAACCCAUUCAGUCGAGAUGUGCUGUGUUGCGGUACUCCAAGCUGUCUGACAGUCAAACGUUGUCACGUCUGCUUGAAGUGUGUGAGAAGGAGAAGGUUAGCUAUGUGGAUGAUGGGCUGGAGGCAAUCAUAUUCACAGCACAGGGCGACAUGAGGCAAGCUCUCAACAACCUGCAGUCUACGUACCAAGGCUUCGGCCAUGUUACAGCUGAAAAUGUCUUCAAGGUGUGUGAUGAACCUCACCCAGUGCUAAUCAAAGACAUGUUACAACACUGUGUUGAAGGAAAUAUUGACGAGGCCUACAAGAUCAUGGCACACUUGUGGCGUCUCGGUUACUCUCCGUCGGACAUCAUCACCAUAGUGUUCAGAGUCUGUAAAAACCACACCAUGCCGGAAUUUCUUAAGCUGGAAUUUAUCAAGGAAAUUGGUUACACUCACAUGAGGAUAGCAGAAGGGAUGGAUUCUCUGCUACAAAUGGCUGGCAUGCUGGCUCGCUUGUGCAAGAAAUCAUCUGCUCCAAACUCCUUUCAGUGACACUCGAACUGAAUACAUGUUCAGCAAUUGUAUCCUCUCUUGGUGCACACCAUCAAGAAACCAGCUGUUGUCAAGUGUUUUCAACAAGCAGGGCUCACAGAUAUACGAAUUCAGUCUGAGCCAUUUUCACAAUUUUGAAGUAUUUUCGUUAAACAUCGACACGUGGCUGAUUUCAGGGUGCAAAGAUGGCUAAUUUGGCUACUGAUGGGGUGAGCCGCAACAUGACAAUAUCAUUCCCAAGACAUGAAGAUAACUAUUCCCAAGUGUAUUAAAUGAACUCUAGUCUGUCCAUGUGCAUUCCAUCACAUCUUGAUGUCGUCAGGAAAUCUGAUAUUCCAAAUCUACUACAUUGUCAUUUUAAAAUAAUGGUAAUCUGUGGGUGUGCCAUCAUUCCAGUUCUUCGUUAUAUGGCUGUUUGAAGUCAGUCCAGGGGACAGUAUUUAAUUUUUUUUAGAGGUAACCGGAACUCAGUGCCCACGAGUUUUACUUUGUAACCAAUUGUUGGGUUACGUGAAUAUUGUUCUUGUAACAAUGAGUUAGGCCUACCUAAUCCUAAAACAUUUAAACUAUGGUUCUCUGCUACACUGGUGGUUCAAAAACAAACUGAUUUUCACUUUCAUUACUGAUACGUGGUACUUUAAAUUUAGAAUGUAAUUGUUCACUAAGUAAAAAAACCGAUCGUCAGUUCUCAUGAUUUUAAAGAUGUGUAAUAGAACAACAGUUCUCCUGAAACAUUGUGCCCUGCAGUUGGUGCAAUAUACUUAACAAGCCAAA